This is a messenger RNA of Eurypyga helias (sunbittern), 1080 nucleotides long. It is a transcript of the gene FRMD7, whose product is annotated as FERM domain containing 7. NCBI's taxonomy places the organism in Eukaryota, Metazoa, Chordata, Aves, Eurypygiformes, Eurypygidae. The transcript is spliced from 12 exons. The annotation marks the transcript as partial. Gene Ontology annotation, molecular function: cytoskeletal protein binding; guanyl-nucleotide exchange factor activity. The record is from RefSeq and is a predicted model, not a curated record. Gene Ontology annotation, cellular component: cytoskeleton.
AUGCUGCACCUGAAGGUCCAGUUUCUGGAUGACUCCCAGAAGAUCUUUGUAGUUGAUCAAAAAUCCUGCGGAAAAGGGCUGUUCAACCUCGCCUGCAGCCACCUCAACCUUGCGGAGAAGGAGUACUUCGGGCUGGAGUUUCGCAGCCAGGCUGGGAACCACGUCUGGUUGGAACCACUAAAACCCAUAACAAAGCAAGUCAAAAAUCCUAAGGAGGUUCUUUUCAAAUUUAUGGUGAAAUUUUUCCCAGUGGACCCCGGCCAUCUGAGAGAAGAGCUGACCAGGUACCUCUUCACCCUCCAGAUCAAGAAGGACCUGGCACUGGGGCGGCUGCCCUGCAGUGACAAGAGCGCGGCACUGCUCGUCUCCCACCUGCUGCAGUCCGAGCUGGGCGACUUCCACGAGGAGACGGACCAGCAGCACCUGGCAACCCACAGGUACCUGCCCAACCAGGAGUACCUGGACAACAAGAUCAUGCACUACCACCGGAGACACGGAGGGAAGACGCCAGCUGAGUCGGACGUUCAGCUGCUGGACGUGGCCAGGAAGCUGGAGAUGUACGGGAUUCGCCCGCACCCCGCCAGCGACGGCGAGGGGACGCAGAUCAACCUGGCUGUGACACACAUGGGGGUGCUGGUCCUGCGGGGCAAUACAAAGAUCAACACCUUCAACUGGUCCAAAAUUCGCAAACUGAGUUUCAAGAGGAAGCAUUUUCUCAUCAAGCUCCAUGCAAACGUCUCUGCACUGUGCAAGGACACGUUGGAGUUCACCAUGGCGAGCCGGGACACCUGCAAGGCUUUCUGGAAGACAUGCGUGGAGUACCAUGCCUUCUUCAGGCUGUCUGAAGAGCCCAAGUCAAAGCCUAAAGCCCUUCUGUGCAGCAAGGGCUCCAGUUUCCGCUACAGUGGGAGGACUCAGCGGCAGCUGCUGGAGCAUGGCAGGAAGGCAAAGAUGAAGAGCCUGCCCUUCGAGAGGAAGCACUAUGCAUCCCGCUACGAUGAGAGGCAGUGCCGUUCCUCCCCGGAUCUCCUGACAGACGUCUCCAAGCAGGUGGAGGAGCUGCGCCUGGCCUACGGCAGC